AUAUAUAAGAACAAUCGCUCAUCCUUCCGUUCCUAAAUAGAAUUUAAAUCUACGCCACCCGAAAAACAAAAGUUUGGUUGAAAUUUGCUAACCAGGUAGGUACAUAUAUUUAACUAUAAUAUAAUAAUGCAAUUAAUAUAUAAUAAAUUACAUAUACUAGUAUAUACUGUAUAUAUACUCUAAUAAAUUAUAGUUAACAAAUAUGUAGAUUACCAACUAAAUAUUCUUAUCAGUCCUAGAUAGAUGCACACACUAAUUUCCAAGUUAAUCUGACAUAGGUAUUAAAGUCAGUUAAAAUCACGUUUAAAAAUUAUGUUACAUACAAAAAGAGAUACACACACACAUACCAACCUAAUUAUUUUUAUUUUAUUUUUUUAUUUAUAACUUCUUAUACUAGAAAGUAUAAAGGCGGACUUAAUGCCAUAUGCAUUCUCUAACAGUCUACCUUAGGGGAGUGCAGAGAUGAAGCUUGGUAGGUGUAGUGUGAAGGUGAUAUUACUUAAACAUAUGUACAUAAUUAAAGUGAGUUUAAAAGACCCAAUUAAUACUGUUUAAUUGAAAAACAAGUAAAUAGCUGAUGCUGCUAUCAUUCAACAUUAAGUAGGAAUAUGUAUAUAACUUAGAUCUCAGACCAUAAUCUAUAUUAUAUUCUAUUAAACUUCAUAUUAUAUGUUUAAAUUUAUACGAGAUUCGAUUGAAAGUUCUCUCUGUAACGACAUCUCAAAAUGUGCUUCUGCAUUGAAUUAGUCUCAGUCAUCCAAGCCCCUCUUCGAAUUUUUUUUUACUAUCAGAUUUCUUCCCUACAUUAGUUUUCAGACAAAAAAACUUGUACUAAAAAUUAUAUGGCUCCAACUUCUUCCUCAAUCUUCAAAAACUUAACUCUCUGAAGAUUGGAAUUGGAAAACAUUGCUAUCGAGGCAGCCCUCUUGAAACAGUGACUAAAUGUGAGUACUGCCACUUUCUUAGGCAUCGCUACCAUGAUUAUAUGCCCGUCGACUAUCUCCAUUACUUCGAUUUCAAUUAUUGGACACACCGAGAGCACUGGGCAGUCGCUUCUCUCCAUAAAAUUAUACUGUUUCAAUGGCAUGUGGUUCAUGAAGUCUAACUCUCCAUUUGUGAACGGCGAAUGAUAUAUUCUUAGUACACCCCAAUCGGAGCCGACAAAAAAUAUGUCUCCAUAUGACCUCACCGUCACUAUAUCUCGUAGUGGACCUUCCGGUAAUUUGAAACAUAGAGCAAACAUCCAUUGAAUGUAUACUCUCCAAUCGAAAUGGUCGAACAGGUUAUACUUAUUGAAUUCAUGUAACAAAUUACUCUCCUCUGUUAUAGUACACUGUAGUUGUAAUUCAUGUCCGAUUAAUGUAUAAAUAUUCCGUUCCAACGUAAUGAUGUUCAAGUUUUUGCCUGUAUGCCCUAAACAAAUGAUGCCCUCCGUAGACUGUACUAGGAAAUGCGAUUUUAAUUCUUUAUCGGACAGGUACACAGCGUAUAUACUCUCGUUUAGAGAUACGUAAUAAACUACGUUGUCUAUCACAUAAAACAGUUUACAAUUAUCAUGAGAAAUACUAGCUAUGUGCUUGGGGCUACGUAUUAGUUUUCUUGUUAUGAACAAAUGUAGAUUGCUAUUCAUCAGGAGUACUGUGUCGUCGGUUUCGACAUAGCGGUUGUAGUCGCCGUAAAUAACUGCGCGUUUGCUUCGCUGUAGCGUGUCCAAAUCAUAAUACACCACGCCGGCUUUAGUGUGGACGCCGGCCGUUCCGUUUCGUAAAUAUCUGAAGCCCUGGAUUUCGCUGGCCACCGUGGUUGCUGACGCGAAUUCGUCGUAGUGCUGUCUAGCGAGGUGCAGUUGCCUCCACAGAGUCAGAGACCUGUAGAGCUCGUGCCAAGUGAUCUGAGGACGGGAGAGCCGGUGAGCGAAUUUGUAAACGUUUUUAAAGUCCUUUCCGCAAAACUUAUACCACAAUGAAUGGUAUUUGUUGAGGGUAUCGAUGACGUUCUUCCAGCGGAUGCAAACUUCCCGGCAUUUCGUCAACUGUUUCGCUGGUAGAAAAGUGAAAAUGUGCGAUAAUAUUUCGGUGGGAAACGAUUCUAAAGGUGUCACUUCGUCUUCGUUGUCCGACAUUUUUACAAUAAUGUGUGCAAGUUUAUCACUACCUAUAUAGAAGUUUAUUCAAUCGAAAAUCAUUUUGAAGUUUUUAGUGUAGUGUAGUUUUUAUGUAAUUUUAAUAUUUUAAAACAUAUUUCCACUGGGAUUUUUGAUUCAAUAAUGAAGUUUGAUGUUUUUUAAAGGUUUUACGGUGUAUGUCCAAUUCAUAGAUUAUACACUUAAUAUAUUUGAGGUCCAAUUAGUCAAGCAAAGGAAAAAUAGCAUAUACAGUCAAAUUUAAUAGUAAUAGUAGGAAAUAUUAAUAUCCCUAUAACAAAAUUAAUGCUAUUCCGGUUUAAAUGGUGAAUUAAUCAUCAGCAUGUUGUCUACAAGCUUCGGUAACCACUUGAUCUGGCUGCUUGAACUGUAUUACUUUUGCCUGUUGAACGGAGGAACAAAAAACAAAAAAGCAAGCAACGGAAAUUGUUUACAUUUGAAAAAAUAAAACAAUGUCGGCUUUUAAAACUUUAAAAGAAGUCAGUCAGAACUUCGAGCAGGAGUUAAAGCAGCUGUCCAACGUGCUAUUCUCCGCUAAAAUCGGAGAGACCUUCGAGGAUGCGGUUUCAAAGAAACUGCAGGAGCUAUCUCUAUUCUCCUCCAAACUUAAGCUUCUGAGAGCGAAACCUGUAUCACUGACUCCACAAAUAACGGAACAAGUCAAGACCGAAGAAAUCAUUAAAGAAUACGGUGAUGUAGCAGCUAUCAAAUUAUUAGAGAAGGUCACUGUGAAAUGCGUUGCACAAACACAUGCUGUAAAAAAACUUAUAACGACACCGGACAGAGCUCUGGAUGCUGAGAUGCUUACAAGGAAACAAAAUAUAAUGGAAGCCUUGACAAACUAUAGAGAUAAGGAAACCAGUCUUCGUCAUUUUGAGAUGAUAUUACAAGAGAAACAGUACGAGCACAACUUGUUGCGGGCUGAGUGGGAUAAAUCGCUCGGUGAAUUGAGGGAUAUGAAGGCAGCAGUCAGUGAUGACGAGGAAAUGGACACAAACAGUGCAUAUUAUGUACGCCUUCGAACCUUGGUCUCGAAGAUGGAGAUGAUAAGGUGGCUUAUAGGAAGAUUGGUUGUUUGUCGUAAGGAGAGCAGAAACGACCCUCGAAGAGCCCUGCAAGCUUUGAAGAUGGCCAGACAAGUGUUAGACGUUGAUACAUUCAUGUCGGAUUAAUAUAUAUAUGAUUAUUUU
Molecule: messenger RNA, 3333 nt
Organism: Bombyx mori (domestic silkworm)
Lineage: Eukaryota; Metazoa; Arthropoda; Insecta; Lepidoptera; Bombycidae
Exons: 5
Coding region: 2596-3315 (239 amino acids)
Source: RefSeq, a predicted model, not a curated record